Molecule: messenger RNA, 3091 nt
Organism: Amphibalanus amphitrite
Lineage: Eukaryota; Metazoa; Arthropoda; Thecostraca; Balanomorpha; Balanidae
Product: ADP-ribosylation factor-like protein 8B-A
Exons: 4
Coding region: 319-879 (186 amino acids)
Biological process (GO): anterograde axonal transport; protein transport
Cellular component (GO): lysosomal membrane
Molecular function (GO): GTPase activity; GTP binding
Source: RefSeq, a predicted model, not a curated record
GGGCACAAAGUUCAGGAGCGGUCGGAGUCAAGGCCCUAAAUACAGUGGGAGUGUUGCGUUCCGUUUUCAUUGAGUGGUGUCUGGGCGUGUGGUGGGUUCGUGAGUCACAACAAGUGUGAGAUAAGUGUCUGAACUGAGCGCUGGGAUUCCACUGAUCAGUGUGACUGACGCUGCCUGUGCUGUAGGUUGAGGUGGUACUCCGUUUGUCAUUCAACUAUCGAAGGGGCGUCAUCGCCUUGAGUCUUGACUGCACCCAUAAACAUAUUUUAAAACCAAUCGUUAUUACCUAACCUCCGAGUAUACUUAAAAGCCUUCAAGAUGAUGGCCCUUGUGAAUCGGUUCCUUGACUGGAUUAAAAGCUUGUUCUGGAAGGAAGAAAUGGAGCUCACAUUGGUGGGCCUACAAUAUUCGGGAAAGACUACAUUUGUUAAUGUCAUUGCGUCUGGCCAGUUCAGUGAGGACAUGAUCCCAACUGUUGGCUUCAACAUGCGCAAGGUCUCCAAAGGCAAUGUGACCAUCAAGCUGUGGGACAUUGGUGGCCAGCCUCGCUUCCGCUCCAUGUGGGAACGCUACUGCCGGGGUGUCAAUGCCAUUGUGUACAUGGUGGACGCUGCCGACCAGGAGAAGCUGGAAGCGUCCAGGAACGAGCUGCACAACCUGCUGGACAAGCCGCAGCUGGCUGGCAUCCCUGUGCUCGUGCUGGGAAACAAGCGCGACCUGCCCAACGCCCUGGACGAGAAGGGGCUCAUCGAGAGGAUGAACCUGUCUGCGAUCCAGGACCGGGAGAUCUGCUGCUACUCCAUCUCCUGCAAGGAGAAGGACAACAUCGACAUCACGCUGCAGUGGCUCAUCACCAAGUCCAAGUCGGGCGGCCGCUAGACUCCCGUCUCAGAGCAGCCAACCGCACACGAGCGCGCAGGUCAGCGGUAUCCGAGAGCCAACGCUGUUAACGGUAGAUGGCGCCAGGAAGCUAAAGGUGGCGCCACCGGAGGUUAAAAUGGCGCUGAGAACGAUUUAAAAUAGGCAGGCUCCGUCAGGCAUCAGCGCUGAGGGUUGUUCCUGAGCGCCACCGGGUGACGUGGUGCUUCAGUGGGCACGCCACUUUGAGACCAUAUCGUCUGGGGACAUUACACUACAUGCCACGGCACAACUGAGCGGGGAGGGGCCACAGCGGCGCGCGACCUGACUAUUCCCGUGCCGUGUUGCUUGCCACGCGCUGGUUUUACGUUAAAGCUAUCUCAGCAUGGUGUUUGUUUACGCAAUGGUGCUCCACAUGCUGUGCUUUUCGCGUUUGAAGUUACGGGGCCAUUCCUAAGUGCUCUGUGAGCGGCGCCUGUUGCUGUGUUCGACUAUUGGUGUCACCAAACGCCGUAACGUGCAGAGCUUCACAAUAGGAUGGGCCCAGGUGUUCGGGGCGCCGACUGUAGGUCGGCUGCGAUAUUUAUUUGUGGAGUCAUGCUGCUACUUCAGUAGAUACCGGGUGUCAGCUAAUACUGGUCCCCGUGCGCGCUGAUUUUAGCAUUAGGGCCUGCAUGAAUCAAGAGCUUUCCGUAGGCUUUCUUCCAAAACUUUCGAAGAAAUAGAUAUUGAUAGUGAUGCUAGAAGUCCAUUCAAAUCUAGUUUGUUCUCUCUUGUCCUAUUGCACGAUGCUUUAACAUUUUCCUAUCCGCACUGUGCUUCAUUCGGCGACUUUUGCCUUUUCUUUACAUGACGCUUGCUUACUCAAAGCCUUUCGUUUUUUUAUAAGUACGUAGCGUACCAUUUAUCAAGGCAAGGCCUUCGCCAGACUUCAAGUCUGUUUUAAAUAAUCAGAAUUAUAACGUGACUCUUCAUGCACAAACUACAUGCGUGAUUUCCUUAAUAUUUCAACCGUUACCUAAAUAUCUUAUUACAGUGAUGAUACGUAGUCCUUGCACCUCCGAUUUAAUAUUAGAUGUUAGGUACCGCUCCCUUUUGAUUACCAACUAAUCCUGAGCUAUGAAUUACUGGUACGCUACAAAUAUUUCAGUGCAUGUUUAAGUUUAUUAUAGAUAAACGUCGUGCCUAGCCAGCUGAUGUUGGGCAAGUGUGAGUUCUUUCAGGCGUCCGUGGUCAUUAUUGUUUGUAAGUCGGUUUGUGAUAGUUUGAUAUGUACCGCUGCUUGCCAAUAGUCCAGCGAACCCGCUGCGCCUGCCGCCUUCUAUUCCCCCAUGAGCUGGUAACUAACAUCCCGCGAAUGGCAUGAACAUAGCUUUACUGAUCGAUACACGCCGAAUCAUGCGAUUUACCGUAGCUGUUGCGUAAACCCUAUGUAUGUAUGUCUGCGGUGCUCUGUUUAUUUUGAGCGCAAUUAAUGCGGUUAAAUGAUGGGAUCGGUUCCGUACUCGAGGUACGUUCGAGGUAAUUUUGUAUAUUUACCACUCUUAUCGACUAUGUACCGUAUUUUCCGCUUCCUUUUUUUUGUAGUAUCUUAUCAUCGCAUACUUCCCUGCAUAUCCCGACGAAACCGUGUAACUUCUUUCAAAUAAAAACUUACGUUUCUUAUCAGUCAGAUGCUCGUUUCGCAUAAUUCACACAAUGUAACUGCUUGGGAUUUGUUUGAACUGAGGCUGGAAUUAUGUGUUCUUCGUUUGCCCUAGUGUCCAAUUAUGCUGUGGUUGUCGUUGACUGAAUUACCGGUACCGGAGUACAGGGAACUACUGCCAAAAUUAGGCUGAAUUGGGCAUGACUACAAAAGUGAAAAUUUAUUAACUUAGUCAAUAUCGAACGAGCAUUAUAUUAUAUCGAUUUAAAUAUGUUUUAACAGUGUUGUAAUCAAAAAAGAUUUAGCCUAACGGGACUCUAAUCAAACUCUUUCAUCAAUCCCUGCUUGUUCAUAAUGAAUGUGCGAUAUCGAAAUGGGCAGGUCGGCCCCGCCCGACUGAUGAGACGGCAUUAUGGUGAUCGUUUUUCGAGUGUGUGAGCGUCUAUUUCGCCUCCGAGGUGUAUGUGUGUUGUGUUGAGAAUGGUACCGGAGGUUCCCGUCAGAUCGACCGGUAUCGUGUUGGUGUUUGUGUGCAUGUGAUGUCGUGCUACUCCCCUGAUAUAUGUAUUUAAUACACCAGUCAUUGAA